Heterocephalus glaber (naked mole-rat) is the source of this 1793-nucleotide messenger RNA. It is a transcript of the gene Tk1, whose product is annotated as thymidine kinase 1. Gene Ontology annotation, biological process: thymidine metabolic process. Gene Ontology annotation, molecular function: ATP binding; thymidine kinase activity. NCBI's taxonomy places the organism in Eukaryota, Metazoa, Chordata, Mammalia, Rodentia, Bathyergidae. The record is from RefSeq and is a predicted model, not a curated record.
CAGGCCGCGCCCACCGCUGGACUGAAUCGCACCACGGAGCCACGCCCACUGAAUCACGCCCACCGCCGGCUUCCAUUCGUUCUUCUCCGGGUUCUUCCCAAGAGAGGAAACAGUUUGCGGCAAAAUCUCUUCCUGGGAUCAGGGAUCACGCGGGAGGGCGCUGAUUGGCUCCGGUUUUGGCAGCGCUGCCUCCCGAUUGGCCCGCACGCCAGGCUCAAGAGGGACUGCGCGGGAAGCGGCCGGAUCCUACAGGCGGCAGACAGGCGCUUGGGUCCCCGGUGCUGCUGUGUUCUCCGGGAGACACUAUGAGCUGCAUCAACCUGCCCUCAGUGCUGCCCGGCUCCCCCAGCAAGACCCGGGGCCAAAUCCAGGUGAUUCUCGGGCCCAUGUUCUCAGGGAAAAGCACCGAGCUGAUGAGGCGGGUCCGCCGCUUCCAGAUCGCGCAGUACAAGUGCCUGGUCAUUAAGUACGCCAAAGACACGCGCUACAGCAGCGGCUUCUCCACACAUGACAGGAACACUAUGGAGGCGCUGCCAGCCUGCCUGCUCCGGGACACAGCCCAGGAGGCCCUGGGAGCGGCCGUCAUAGGCAUUGACGAGGGGCAGUUUUUCCCUGACAUUGUGGAGUUCUGCGAGGGCAUGGCCAAUGCCGGGAAGACAGUGAUCGUGGCGGCCCUGGACGGGACCUUUCAGAGGAAGGCUUUCGGCAGCAUCCUGAACCUGGUGCCCUUGGCUGAGAGCGUGGUGAAGCUGACCGCUGUGUGCAUGGAGUGCUUCCGGGAAGCCGCCUACACCAAGAGGCUGGGCCUGGAGAAGGAGGUCGAGGUGAUUGGUGGAGCAGACAAAUACCACUCCGUGUGUCGCCUCUGCUACUUCAAGAAGUCCUCGGUCCAGAAUGCUGGGCUGGACAACAAGGAGAACUGCCCAGUGCUGCCGGGGGAGGCCUCAGUGGCCAGGAAGCUCUUUGCCCCUCAGCAGGUGCUGCAGUGUGGCCCUGCCAUCUGAGGGUCCCCAUGUGGCCCUGCAGAGGAGCCAGAACUGUGCCCACGACGUGAGACAGGCCCGCUCUCCUCGCCCGUCCGCCCGCCCUCUGGCCUCUCAGGCUUUGCCCCCGUGGCUGGAUGACGCCCGAGGCUGGAGCCAGCCAGGCCUCGUGGUUUGGGGUCCACACUGCCUCCUCCUCCAGGGAGCGGGCAGAGCCACACACCGGUGUGACAUUGGUACUGCUGGCUGCUUCCCUCCCCCUUGUGAUUUUCACUUUCGAGUUUCUCUUCUCCUUGGGGUGCCUGUGCCUCGCCGUGCAGAGGCCCCCCUGUCCAUCUGAGGACGUCUGGUCCGGUGCCCCCUGCUGCCCUUUGGGCUGAAAUCCCUCCCUACACUCUAGCUCUAGCAGUGGCUUCUCCAGAAAAGAUGUCAUCUUUCAGGUGCCAGAGCUUGACUCUUAAAGAGGAAGGUGCUCUGUGGGGCUGAGCCCGGCCUCUUUUGCUGCCGCUUUGACGUUAAUGACCAGUAUUCAAAUUUAGUAACUGGUAAAGACACAUUUCAGUCUGGCCUGGGUUCCCGGGUCUUAUACGCCGCUCCUAUGUGAUUCGAGUGGAGAUCUCAUCUCACCCAGGUCUUAUUAUUCUAGUGCUCAUAAGCUCCUGACCCAAGCCUGAUGAUGAGAAAAGACUGAGGAACAGGCCAGGGAUUUAGCUCGGUGGUUUCACCACCUGCUGCACAAGCGCAUGGACCCGACCCGAGCUUGCACCCCGGUACCAAAAAAAAAAAAAAAAAGACUGAGGAACUUGUCCA